ACUUGGCAGCCCUGCGCCCCCGGGAAGAAGAACCGUUUCCCCGAGCGCACUCCGCGGCCCUCCCCCCUCGGCCCUCCCCUCCCCCUGCCUGCUCUCCCGGGGGAGGGGGGCUGUCGCCUCGGAUUGAAGGCCAUUGAUUUGUAUGCAUUUGUCCCAGCCCGGGAGGCUGCCCCAGCCGCCCGCGCCCGAGCCGCCGCCGCCGCCGCCAGCGGAGUCGCCUCCCUGCUUCCCUAGGGUGGUUCGGCUCCGCCAAACAUGUCGGCUCCGCUCGGGCCCCGGGGCCGCCCGGCUCCCACCCCGGCGGCCUCUCAGCCUCCUCCGCAGCCCGAGAUGCCGGACCUCAGCCACCUCACGGAAGAGGAGAGGAAAAUCAUCCUGGCCGUCAUGGAUCGCCAGAAGAAAGAAGAGGAGAAGGAGCAGUCCGUGCUCAAAAAGCUGCAUCAGCAAUUUGAAAUGUAUAAGGAGCAAGUCAAGAAGAUGGGAGAGGAAUCGCAGCAGCAGCAAGAGCAGAAGGGUGAUGCCCCGACCUGUGGCAUCUGUCACAAGACAAAAUUUGCAGAUGGAUGUGGCCAUAAUUGUUCCUAUUGCCAAACCAAGUUCUGUGCUCGAUGUGGAGGUCGAGUGUCAUUACGCUCAAACAAGGAGGACAAAGUGGUUAUGUGGGUGUGUAAUUUGUGCCGAAAACAACAGGAAAUCCUCACUAAAUCAGGAGCAUGGUUUUAUAAUAGUGGGUCUAAUACACUGCAGCAGCCUGAUCAAAAGGUUCUUCGAGGGCUUCGAAAUGAGGAAGCCCCUCAGGAGAAGAAAGCAAAACUGCAUGAGCAGCCCCAGUUCCAAGGACCCUCAGGUGACUUAUCGGUACCUGCGGCUGAGAAAGGCCGAGCCCAUGGGCUCACAAGACAGGAUUCUAUUAAAAAUGGAUCAGGAGUGAAGCACCAGAUUGCCAGUGACAUGCCUUCAGACAGAAAAAGAAGUCCAUCAGUGUCCAGAGAUCAAAAUCGAAGAUACGAGCAAAGUGAAGAGAGAGAGGACUACUCACAGUAUGUUCCUUCAGAUGGCACAAUGCCUAGAUCUCCGUCAGAUUAUGCUGAUAGACGGUCUCAACGUGAACCUCAAUUUUAUGAAGAACCUGGUCAUUUAAAUUAUAGGGAUUCUAACAGGCGAGGCCAUAGACAUUCCAAAGAGUAUAUUGUAGAUGAUGAAGAUGUGGAGAGCAGAGAUGAAUAUGAAAGACAAAGGAGAGAGGAGGAAUACCAGGCCCGCUACAGAAGUGAUCCAAAUUUGGCCCGGUAUCCCGUAAAGCCACAACCCUACGAAGAACAAAUGCGGAUCCACGCUGAGGUGUCCCGGGCACGACAUGAGAGAAGGCACAGUGAUGUUUCUUUGGCAAAUGCUGAACUAGAAGAUUCCAGGAUUUCUCUGCUAAGGAUGGAUAGACCAUCAAGGCAAAGAUCUGUAUCUGAACGUAGAGCCGCAAUGGAAAACCAACGAUCGUAUUCAAUGGAAAGAACUCGAGAGGCUCAGGGACAAAGUUCUUACCCACAAAGGACCUCAAACCAUAGUCCUCCUACCCCUCGGCGGAGCCCUAUACCGCUUGAUAGGCCAGACUUGAGGCGCGCUGACUCCCUAAGGAAACAACACCACUUAGAUCCCAGCUCUGCUGUGAGGAAAACGAAGCGAGAAAAAAUGGAAACCAUGUUAAGGAAUGAUUCUUUGAGUUCAGACCAGUCCGAGUCAGUGAGGCCGCCCCCACCAAGGCCUCAUAAAUCCAAGAAAGGAGGUAAAAUGCGCCAGGUUUCACUGAGCAGCUCGGAGGAGGAGUUGGCAUCCACACCUGAGUAUACAAGCUGUGAUGAUGUGGAGCUCGAGAGCGAAAGCGUGAGUGAGAAAGAACUUUUUCCGUGCCUAUUAUUUAGAAGGUGUUGGAUUGGAUCCAGUGGAGAAUGUAGAGGGGACAGUCAAAAGGGAAAAAGAAAAACUAGUGAGCAGGGAGUUUUGUCGGAUUCUAACACCAGGUCUGAGAGACAAAAGAAAAUGAUGUACUAUGGUGGCCACUCUUUGGAAGAGGAUUUGGAAUGGUCUGAGCCUCAGAUUAAGGAUUCUGGGGUAGAUACCUGUAGUAGCACAACUCUUAACGAGGAGCAUAGCCGCAGUGCUAAGCAUCCUGUGACCUGGCAGCCAUCCAAAGAUGGAGAUCGCCUAAUUGGUCGUAUUUUAUUAAAUAAGCGUUUAAAAGAUGGGAGUGUACCUCGUGACUCAGGAGCAAUGCUGGGCUUAAAGGUUGUAGGAGGAAAGAUGACUGAAUCAGGUCGACUUUGUGCAUUUAUUACCAAAGUAAAAAAAGGAAGUUUAGCUGAUACUGUAGGACAUCUUAGACCAGGUGAUGAAGUCUUGGAAUGGAAUGGGAGGCUAUUGCAAGGAGCCACAUUUGAGGAAGUUUACAACAUUAUUCUAGAAUCCAAACCUGAACCACAAGUUGAGCUUGUUGUUUCAAGGCCAAUUGGAGAUAUUCCUAGAAUACCUGAUAGCACGCAUGCACAACUGGAAUCCAGUUCUAGCUCAUUUGAAUCUCAAAAAAUGGAUCGUCCUUCUAUAUCCGUUACCUCACCCAUGAGUCCUGGCAUGCUGAGGGAUGUCCCGCAGUUCUUAUCUGGACAGCUUUCAAGCCAAAGCCUUAGUAGAAGAACAACGCCUUUUGUUCCUAGGGUUCAGAUAAAACUCUGGUUUGACAAGGUCGGUCACCAGUUGAUAGUCACAAUUUUGGGAGCAAAGGAUCUCCCUUCCAGGGAAGAUGGGAGGCCAAGGAAUCCUUAUGUGAAAAUUUACUUCCUUCCAGAUAGAAGUGAUAAAAAUAAGAGAAGAACAAAAACAGUCAAGAAAACCUUGGAACCCAAAUGGAACCAGACUUUCAUUUAUUCUCCUGUCCACCGAAGAGAAUUCCGGGAACGAAUGCUCGAAAUUACCCUUUGGGAUCAAGCUAGAGUUCGAGAAGAAGAGAGUGAAUUCUUAGGAGAGAUUUUAAUUGAAUUGGAAACAGCUCUGCUAGACGAUGAGCCGCACUGGUAUAAGCUGCAGACCCAUGACGUCUCAUCAUUGCCACUCCCUCGCCCUUCCCCAUAUCUGCCCAGGAGGCAGCUCCAUGGAGAGAGCCCAACACGAAGACUGCAAAAUAAAGCCUUAUGUUCAUAUAAUUCAGGGUCGAAGAGAAUAAGUGACAGCGAAGUGUCUGACUACGACUGUGAGGACGGCGUAGGAGUGGUGUCAGAUUAUCGACACAAUGGCCGUGAUCUUCAAAGCUCCACAUUAUCAGUGCCAGAACAAGUCAUGUCAUCAAACCAUUGCUCACCAUCAGGGUCUCCUCAUCGAGUAGAUGUUAUAGGGAGGACAAGGUCAUGGUCGCCUAGUGUCCCUCCUCCUCAAAGGAAUGUGGAACCGGGGCUCCGAGGGACACGUGCUACUGGCCAUUACAAUACAAUUAGCCGAAUGGACAGACACCGUGUCAUGGAUGAUCACUACUCUUCAGAUAGAGACAGUCACUUUCUUACUCUACCUCGUUCCCGACACAGUCAGACCAUUGACCAUCAUCACAGGGAUAGAAGGGAUUGUGAAGCAGCAGAUAGACAGCCAUAUCACAGAUCCAGAUCAACAGAACAACGGCCUCUCCUAGAGCGGACCAGCACCCGCUCCAGAUCCUCUGAACGUCCUGAUACAAACCUCAUGAGGUCGAUGCCUUCAUUAAUGACUGGAAGAUCUGCCCCUCCUUCACCUGCCUUAUCGAGGUCUCACCCUCGUACCGGGUCUGUCCAGACAAGUCCAUCAAGUACUCCAGGAACAGGACGAAGGGGCCGACAGCUUCCACAGCUUCCACCAAAGGGAACAUUGGAGAGAAAAGAUGUGGACUCCACAAGGAAAAGCAAUGCAGGUGCUAUGGAUAUAGAGGAGAGAAAUCGCCAAAUGAAACUUAACAAAUACAAACAGGUAGCCGGAUCAGAUCCCAGACUGGAACAAGAUUACCAUUCGAAGUAUCGCUCAGGAUGGGAUCCACAUAGAGGGGCAGAUACUGUUUCCACUAAAUCCUCGGACAGUGAUGUAAGUGAUGUAUCUGCGGUUUCAAGGACUAGUAGUGCUUCUCGUUUCAGCAGCACAAGCUACAUGUCCGUCCAAUCAGAGCGGCCAAGAGGAAACAGGAAAAUCAGUUUCAGCCCUCUUGUGCAGGACCAUGGAACACAGACACCAGUUCAGCCCCCACUCAUUCCCUUGGGACCUGACAUCAAUGUCUUUACAUCCAAAAUGCAAAACAGACAGAUGGGCGUGUCAGGGAAGACCAUGACCAAAAGCACCAGCAUCAGUGGAGACAUGUGCUCACUGGAGAAGAAUGAUGGCAGCCAGUCCGACACUGCAGUGGGCGCCCUGGGUACCAGUGGCAAGAAGCGGCGAUCUAGCAUUGGGGCCAAAAUGGUAGCUAUUGUUGGUCUCUCACGGAAAAGUCGCAGUGCCUCUCAACUCAGCCAAACCGAAGGAGGAGGUAAAAAGCUACGGAGCACUGUCCAGAGAAGCACGGAGACGGGGCUAGCAGUGGAGAUGAGGAACUGGAUGACGCGCCAGGCCAGCCGGGAAUCCACGGAUGGCAGCAUGAAUAGCUACAGCUCGGAAGGAAAUCUGAUCUUCCCUGGGGUCCGCCUGGCCUCUGACAGCCAGUUCAGUGAUUUCCUGGAUGGCCUGGGCCCUGCUCAGCUAGUGGGACGCCAGACCCUGGCUACUCCUGCAAUGGGUGACAUUCAGGUGGGAAUGAUGGAUAAAAAGGGACAGCUGGAGGUAGAAAUCAUCCGGGCACGAGGCCUUGUGGUAAAACCAGGUUCCAAGACACUGCCAGCACCGUAUGUCAAGGUGUAUCUAUUAGACAACGGAGUCUGCAUAGCCAAAAAGAAAACCAAGGUGGCGAGAAAGACCCUGGAGCCCCUGUAUCAGCAGCUCUUAUCCUUCGAGGAGAGCCCCCAGGGAAAGGUGUUACAGAUCAUUGUCUGGGGAGAUUAUGGUCGUAUGGAUCACAAAUCCUUUAUGGGAGUGGCCCAGAUACUCUUAGAUGAACUGGAACUAUCCAACAUGGUGAUUGGAUGGUUCAAACUCUUCCCCCCUUCCUCCCUAGUAGAUCCGACCUUGGCGCCUCUGACAAGAAGAGCUUCCCAGUCGUCUCUGGAAAGUUCUACCGGACCUUCUUACUCUCGUUCAUAGCAACUAUAAAACUGCUGUCACAACAACCAGCGAUACAAAAAACAAACAAACAAACAAACAAACAAACAGAAGAAAAUGCACAGGUGGAAACCCCUGGUAACACUGCAUGCUUGAUGUUGUGUCUGCGGAGCCCACAUCUAGGGAUACAAAGCAGUCCUGUGUUCUCAGAGGAAGUCGUACACAUUGUGCCCUAGCAAAGGCCCUCAGGUGAAAGAGCAGAGCUGUGAAGAACUAUCUAUCAGGUUUGGAGUUCAAUGACACUCGAGUUUUGGUCCAAUCUGAAGCCAUGGAUUAAUCUUAAAGAAUCAGUCAGCCCUUUUCAAUGGCACCUUUAUAUUUUUAUCAAUUUUCUUCAUUUAUCUGACCCCAAAGCCCUGUUAUGCCACAGAAAUGGAGCUCUACAGCCAUUAAGCCACAUUACAGGCCAAGGAGCAAAGACCUAGGAAGCAUCAGGUGAAAAGCAAGAGACCAAAGAAGUGGUCAGGAGCAGAGUCAGCCACCAUUCCUGGAGGGCUGCAGCAGGGAGAGCUGCGGCCAGAGAGAGCUGCAGCAGGGAGAGCUGCAACAGGGAGGGCUGCAGCAGGGAGGGCUGCAGCAGGGAGGGCUGCGGCAGAGAGGGCUGCAGCAGGGAGAGUGCCCACCCUCUGCCCGCUGCUCCAGCAGGGAGGGAGGGAGGCACGUCAUUCACUAAUGCCGAGAUGUACUGGACUCUGAAAAUCAAAAUUCUGUGACUGCACUGUACUGAAUGAAAUUAAAGAAACUUUUUUUGCAUGGACACAGAUUAGCUGAAUAUUUAAAUUAUUUUCUCGGGGCUGCAACUUGCAAAAAAAAAAAAGAAUAAAAAUCAGCCAUUUUCAACAAUUUAUAUUAUUUUUAAAAAUAAAUUUCACUAGUGCAUGGUUUUACAAUGGAAGAGAAUGCAACAGGGUGGUACAAAGACACACCGUGCUUAUUCUUUCAUCAGAGUCUGUGUUUUGGCAGACAGUACAAAUGAAAAUACUUUCUAGCAGAUACUUAAAAUUCUCUUUAUGUGACAAUAAGUAUAAUAUAUUCAAUUUAUUUCCAUGUUAAAUAUACAGAUCUUAUGAUGUUCAAUAUGUGCAAAUUUUUCACAUCCUUCUCCCUCUUGUCUGUCUCUUUUCUUCUCCCUCUUUUAACUUCUUCUUUCCUUUCUCCCGUCCUCAGUAAGUCUUACUCGGCACCACAAGUCUGACCCAACCCUCUUAUAUCCCAGAUUGGAUCCAGAGCCAUAGAUGCAUCUGAAUUCAUGGGUUUCUCAAAUCUGUUCGAGAGCUUUCUUUAUUUCAAGCAUGUUGAAGGAUUUUGCAACAUGACUUGGGACAUAAAGCAAGUUAGCACGCAUUUGACAAAGAAGAUAUCUGAACAUUUGCAGUUUAUUGUACAGUGCAUGGUAAUUUUUUUCACCUUAAAGAUUCAGUUUACAAGAAAAUUCUCAAACCACAUGGCAUUGUAAUGUCUAACAAAUUUGUUUUUAGCACCAGCAUUAGUCAUACAGGCAGUUAAGUAUUAUUUGUAGGUCUUAGGUUUUGUUUGUUUGUUAAUUUGGUAAAGCAGUUUCUUUAGCUGAUUUCCAUUUACUAUGUGAAUAGAAACACUGCUCAACAUGUGGAGCCCUGAAAUACAGGGCUGUUUAUUAAUUCAUUUUUCUGUAGGAAAAUUCAAUUUUUCACAAAUUAUAUUUCUAAAGAAAUAUAGUAAACAUAAAUUUGCAACAAUUUUAAAGCUCCAAUUUUUAGGUGACUCAAGGAAAAGUCAAUAGUUAUUUGAUGCCAUCACCAAAAAUCUACAUCCCUUAGUUAAACCCACCUUUGGUUUACAGGCAGUUCUUACCACUGGGUAGCGCUGCAAGGUCCAAUUUCUGUCAAGGUCCCCAAUCAACAGGAAAUGUCACUGGUCAAUGUAAUAAACCACCCAUCCCUUCUGUUUCUUACCACAUGCUUUGAUUACACAUCCUUGGAGAUUUGGAGAUUGGUUUUAACUUCUUGCAAUAAUUUUUGAAAUCCAUCUACAUCCCAUUUGUUUAAAUGGAGGCCAUACACACACACACACACACACACACACACACAAACACAAAUAUUUUCUUUGUUUCUCUUUUUAUUCAAUGCUGACCAUUGAAAACUGUCAUGCUUGAUAUGGUGCAAAAGUUAAAAUGAGCUAUCACUCAAAAUGCCUUCUCCUAAUGUGGUGCAACAUGAACUACACCAAGACUAUGUCUUGAUUUUCUGAGACCUAAGAUGGAUCUAGCCGAGGGAAUGAGAAGAAGGAACACAAUUUAAUUGAAAUAAUUUAGACACCUGUGUACCAGCAACAAUUUGGUUUAAUAGACCUGUAGUGUCUAUGCUCGCCCUUAGAGUAGACCAUUUUCCUGACACUAAGAUGCAGUCACCUUUCUGCAUAUUCCUGUACACAUUAUUCCUCAUUUUAAUAAGAAGGACAUGACUGUGGAAUAUUUGUACAUACUUGUCAUUACUCAGUAUUUAUUUAAAAGUUGGUGUACUUUUUUUUUAAUUUUCACAUGUCUGCACCUCAACUUGUGGUUAAGUCAUGUAAAUAGCACUCCAGUGACCAUUGCUGCCCUGUACAUAGAAUGUUUUCAAGUAAAGGGAAUUCCAGUUGGGGAAGAGUGGGGGGAGGGCAGAUUAGUCCUGUAAUAAACACCAACUGAUGUAAAUCAAAUUCA
This is a messenger RNA of Mus pahari (shrew mouse), 7933 nucleotides long. It is a transcript of the gene Rims2, whose product is annotated as regulating synaptic membrane exocytosis 2. The record is from RefSeq and is a predicted model, not a curated record. Gene Ontology annotation, biological process: intracellular protein transport; regulation of synaptic plasticity; regulation of membrane potential. The transcript is spliced from 33 exons. Bases 256 to 5232 code for a protein of 1658 amino acids. Lineage: Eukaryota; Metazoa; Chordata; Mammalia; Rodentia; Muridae. Gene Ontology annotation, molecular function: small GTPase binding; transmembrane transporter binding. Gene Ontology annotation, cellular component: presynaptic membrane; cytoskeleton of presynaptic active zone.